AAACUCCGAUCCUCAGUUGAAACUAGAUUUUUAAGCAGCAACUCGACAGACGACCAACUUAGAUAAAAGAGCCAGAUAGAAAAACAAUAGCAGCGCGAAAUCAACUAUCGCGAAGUUACAAGCAAACGAGAAGCCAAGAAGCCAACGAAGUGUAUUAGAAUAAAACUAAAAGAAAGAAGUAAAAUUUUAAGGGAUUUUUAUUGCAAAAAUUGCAAAUAAACAUCGUAAAAGUAAACACCAGCAGCAAUUAAACGUGUUACCGACUAUGAGGUCAAGCGGUCUGAGAAGUGUGUCGUGUUUGCUGGCGAUGCUGAUUUUGGCCAUCAUCCUCUGCCUCUGCGCCACAGAAAUUGCUGCUGCACCCUAUCAAGAGUUACCACCGCGAGCUGGUCACGUGCCAGUUUACAUACGCGAAGGUGAUCAGCCACUAAGUGAAAUUCAUCCUGGCUUAGCUGAGGCGUUCCAUGAAGUGGCCGCACUCACGCAGAAGGUUGAGGAUAAAAACUCCGAACCACCGAAGGAUGAUACCGUGAGUGACGCCAAGGAAGAGAAAGCAGCAGCUGUGACUGAGUCCGAACCAACCGAGAGCGACAUAGCGUCUUUUGAUGUGAUCAAAGGUAUUGAAAGUCAAAACGAAUCAGCCACGAAAAAUGAUGAGGCAAAAGACGAAGCAGAUCAAAGCAAAAAUGUUGAUUUGAAGGAAGUAUAAAUAUCAUAUGUGAACUUUUAAAGCAAUAUUUAUAUAAUAAUAAUAUUAUUUACUUUUUUAUACAAAUAAACAAUACAUAUAAUUA
This is a messenger RNA of Bactrocera oleae (olive fruit fly), 794 nucleotides long. RefSeq lists its product as uncharacterized. The record is from RefSeq and is a predicted model, not a curated record. NCBI's taxonomy places the organism in Eukaryota, Metazoa, Arthropoda, Insecta, Diptera, Tephritidae.